Molecule: messenger RNA, 1238 nt
Organism: Seriola dumerili (greater amberjack)
Lineage: Eukaryota; Metazoa; Chordata; Actinopteri; Carangiformes; Carangidae
Product: leukocyte elastase inhibitor-like
Exons: 7
Coding region: 81-1223 (380 amino acids)
Biological process (GO): negative regulation of endopeptidase activity
Molecular function (GO): serine-type endopeptidase inhibitor activity
Source: RefSeq, a predicted model, not a curated record
UUUCUCCAACACUCCAACAGAGUGUGUGUGAGCUUCAGUCACUGCGGGAGGAAGAUCAGAAAGAGCGAACAUCGUCAGCCAUGGCCGCCAUCAGCAGCUCAAACACAGUUUUCGCCUUGGAGCUGCUCCGUACUCUGAGCCAAGCGGACCCCACUGGGAAUAUCUUCGUCUCUCCGCUGAGCAUCAGCUCAGCUCUGGCCAUGGUCUACCUGGGAGCUAGAGGAGACACUGCUGCUCAGAUGGCACAGGCCCUGUCAUUCAGCUCAGGUGAAGGAGUCCACGCAGACUUCCAGACCCUAAUCGCUGACAUCAACUCACCAUCUGCAUCCUACAUCCUGAAAACAGCCAACCGUCUUUAUGGAGAGAAUACGGCCAACUUCCUCACACAAUUCCUUGCAGCCACACAGAAGCACUACCAGGCCGACCUGAAGGCGGUCGACUUCAUCGGUUCUCCAGAGGCGUGCAGAGGGGAGAUCAACAGCUGGGUCGAGCAGCAGACAGAAAAUAAGAUUAAAGAUCUUCUGAAGCCGGGAACAGUCAGCACAAUGACACGACUGGCUCUGGUCAACGCUAUCUACUUCAAAGGAAACUGGAUGAAUCGCUUUGAUGAAGCAAACACCAAAGAGAUGCCCUUUAAAGUCAACCAGAAUGAAACCAAGCCGGUCAUGAUGAUGUACCAGAUGAAGAAGCUUCCCUACAACUACAUCCCAGACCACAGUGUGCAGAUCCUGGAGCUGCCGUACAUGGAGGAGGAGCUCAGCAUGUUCAUCCUGUUGCCUGAUGAGUCCGAAGACGGCUCCAACCCUCUGCUGAAGCUGGAGAAUGAGCUGACACAGGAGAGGCUGGAUGAAUGGACCAACAGGGAAAACAUGGACAUCUACUCAGAAGUCAACGUUCACCUGCCAAAGUUCAAGCUGGAGGAAGACUACGAGCUGAACGAGCCUCUGGCUAAACUGGGCAUGACGGACGUGUUCUGCUCAGCGAAGGCCGACCUGUCUGGCAUGAACGGCAAAGGUGGACUCUUCCUGUCCACGGUGGCACACAAAGCAUUCGUGGAGGUGAACGAGGAGGGCACAGUGGCGGCUGCAGCCACGACUGGCAUGGCACAAUUCUGCAUGUUCAGGGAGCCAUGCUUCAAAGCAGACCACCCCUUCCUCUUCUUCAUCAGACACAACACGACCAAGUCCAUCCUCUUCCUCGGCAGAUUCUCGUCUCCUCAGUAGACAGAACCAGCUGAG